Trichogramma pretiosum is the source of this 2534-nucleotide messenger RNA. RefSeq lists its product as uncharacterized. The coding region runs from base 90 to 2336 and encodes 748 amino acids. The transcript has 2 exons. The record is from RefSeq and is a predicted model, not a curated record. NCBI's taxonomy places the organism in Eukaryota, Metazoa, Arthropoda, Insecta, Hymenoptera, Trichogrammatidae.
GUUCUUUUACUGAAACUGUAGAUCGUAUAGAGGAGAGACUACACAGAAGUGAUGAAAUUGAAAAUUCAUCUGAACUUGGUGGUGUGAAAAUGAAUUAUGACGAAGGCACGACGUGGAGCCCAAUCUUAGUGCAAGAACUUUUGGACAAUAUUGAAGAAUGUUCCAAGGAAAAUGACCUUAGCAAGCCAAGAGAUCUUCAAUAUAUGUUAAGUGAUAACAAUUUUUUUCAAUCAAUUUCGACCCCUGUGAACAAAAGUACAGCAGAAAUAUUAUUGAUGGCCUUAAAACACGCAUUAUCGUGUAAGUUGCCCCUGACCAAAUUAUUCAAUUUAUUUGAUUUGAUUAAUCAUAUGUUUAGUCAGCCAAUUUUACCGAGAAGUAAAUAUUACAUUGAUAAAAUUUUUCGGUCUCAAUCGAUAAUUGAAUUUCACGGCAUAUGUCCAAAUUGCCUUACUUACAUAGGUAAAGUUCAGCCCAAUUCACAUGUAAAUUGUAAAUUUUGCGGUACGGAUGUAGACUUAUCACAGCCUUCAUGUGAAAAUUUAUUCAUCAUAAUAGAUCCAUCGGAUAUAAUAGCAAUGCUCAUCGAAGAAAAUAAAGAUUACUAUAAUUAUGUUGUUAAAGAAAGAAGUUAUGAUGGCACUCUUAAACGCAUUUUCGAUGGAAAAUGCUACCGAAAAUUUGUAAAUUCUUUGAAGGAUGACGAAAAAUAUCGAUACUUGACAGCAAUUUUAAAUUCAGACGGAGCUCCUCGAUUUGAGAGUUCGGUCUAUUCUAUUUGGCCUGUAUAUUUAAAAAUAAACGAGCUUCCGUGUGAUUCAACUGGCAAAAAUGUAAUACCAAUCGCAAUGUGGUUUGGUAAACAUAAGCCUCCUAUGCAAGCAUUUUUAGAUCCAAUAGCAGACUUUUUGAUCAAAUUAUCAGAAAAAGGUAUAAGUUGCCAAAUUAAUAACGAAGUAGUGGAAUUGAAAUUGUAUGUAAUUCUUGUAUGCGUGGACUCAGUAGCCCGAGCGCCGAUGCAAGGGUUCAUACAAUUUAAUGGCCACUAUGGGUGCAACCAAUGUUAUCAUCCUGGUGAUUAUUUUGAUCGUUGUGUUCGGUAUCCGAUAAUUUCGACACCGAUACUUUUCAGAGAAAAAGAUGAUACUCUAAAGCAUUUGAGUGAAUUAGUGAAAAAAUCGAAGAAAAAAAUCUAUGGCAUCAAAUCUGUAACACCUUUAAUUAACGUCAGUAGUAUAGAUAUUAUAAAGUCCUUUCCUUCAGAUUACAUGCAUAGCUAUUUGUCCGGUGUAGGUAAACAAGUAGUCGAAUUAUUGCUUCAAUUGCUUUCAAAAGAUGAACUAAUUUUGCUUGAUUCUAUGAUGGAGGCACUGAAAGUCCCUCAUCAAGUAUCGCGUUUAACUCGACCACUGAGUGAGCGUUCUCAAUGGAAAGCCAAAGAGUGGGAAAAUUUUAUCAUACACUAUAGCUUACCAUUGUUUAAAAAAGUUUUUAGUGAAGUAAUGUGUAAUUAUUGGAAACUUUUAGUUGAGAGUCUUUUUAUUUUAUUGAAACACCGAAUAACGUAUGAUGAAUUAAAUCUAGCCGAUCAAAAAUUGCACUUAUUUGUAGAAAGAACUGAAAAAGAGUUUACUAAAUCAGCUAUGACUUCCAACAUUCAUUCACUACUUCAUUUAGCUACCAGCGUUGCAGAUUGGGGUCCUCUUUUUGAUCAUUCUGCAUUUUCAUUUGAAGCAGCGAACCAUGAAAUGUUGCAAGCAAUACAUUGCGCCAAUGGCGUAAAUUUGCAAAUACUGCGCUAUUUAAACAUAAAAAAAGUAACAAAAAUAUUAGAAAAUUGUAUAUAUCCAUUUUCAUCACCGAGUGUCAUUGAUUAUUGUGAGAAAACUGCAAUCACCAGGCAUAGAAAUUCUAUUAAUGUAAACGGUGUUACAUAUUUGGGGCAAGGGUCUAUUCCAUCUGAUCAUAUAAUGAAAUUAUUAAACUUACCUUUUGAUUCUACGUAUAUUUAUUAUCGCGCAAUUAAAGAUGGCUGUUUAUACACAAGUACAACCGAUCGACAGAAACGUUCUUGCAAUAGUUACGCAAAAUUGAAGAAUGGUAAAUUUGUAUAUAUUUUGUAUUUUAUUGUAAACCAUGAAAUGAAUUUACAAUUCUUACGAUGUAAUUUUUUAAAAACAAAUGAAAACAUGAGUAUAUCAAUUUUUAAACUUGAAUCUAACUUUGAAGUAGAAAAAAAAAUAGUUGAUGUUAGCGAACUUGAAUCAAUUUGUACUCAUAUGAAUGUUGAAAAUGAUAAUUAUAUAUCAGAACUGCCCAAUUUAGUACACUAUUAAUGUAAUUUAAUGUAUUUUUUUAUGAUUAUAAAAACGUGAUCUAUAAUUCCAAAUUGUAUGUCUUACUUAAACGUAAAAUAAUGUUAAUGUAAUUCCGUAAAAAUAUGUAAGCUUAUAUUUUGUAUGAUUUAGUACUGAAAUAUUUAAAAAAUAAAUUUACAUUUUCAUGCACAUGUAUAAAUAUAUAUUAUUUUUAUU